Colletotrichum chrysophilum is the source of this 3411-nucleotide messenger RNA. RefSeq lists its product as uncharacterized. Lineage: Eukaryota; Fungi; Ascomycota; Sordariomycetes; Glomerellales; Glomerellaceae. The coding region runs from base 1 to 3411 and encodes 1136 amino acids. Gene Ontology annotation, cellular component: nuclear RNA-directed RNA polymerase complex. The transcript is spliced from 2 exons. Gene Ontology annotation, biological process: regulatory ncRNA-mediated heterochromatin formation. The record is from RefSeq and is a predicted model, not a curated record. Gene Ontology annotation, molecular function: helicase activity.
AUGGCCCUUGAUCUUGUUGAGCAAGACGCCAGUCUAGCCCAAGAAGUCAUCAGAGAGAUCGCAUCCGACCGCAGACUCAAUCUGAUCAGGGACGUCCUCGAGGGGCUUUCGCUAAGCAAGACAUCAGCCGAGAAAGCGAGUCUCUGGGAGUCACGCAUCUCACCGCUAUUCCGAGUCAUCAUUCACCCGGCGAUUGUUGAUUCAGUCGUCGUGGAACAGGAGACAACCACAAUCUAUCGGUCUUUUCUAGGAAUCGAUGCAACCCGCCUCAAGCACCUCUUUGACUUCGUCCUUCAUCUCGUCGAUCACUGGUCUGAGCUACCCUUCCGCGAAUCCGGGGCAUCUGGCCUCGAAGCCAUCUCCCUUGCGUGUGGUCUCUUAGCGAAGGUCAUCGACACGAGCGCAGCGAACAUUGUCAAUUCCCAUUUCACCUCAAUCGUCGAGGAUAUCCAACUCCGUCUCGACGUCUUCGGCAACAGUGCGGAGGCCUUCUACUCGAUGCAGGCCUCAAAGUAUCUAGACUAUGUCCGGCGUCGACUUGGCAUAGGCCGCACUUUACCCGAUGUCGCACAUAAAAAUGCCAACUCGGGUGCCAUGGCCGAGUUCAUCGUCACCGAGGAUCUGCCCGGGCGGCUCUCGCUCAGAGGACGUCGCCACGAUAACGACCAUGCCGACAUCGCCAAGAUCAGGAUAAUGCCCACUCUCGAAGAGACCAUGUCAUUCAGAGACGAGUACUUGCCCACAGUCAACCCCUCGCAGCACCACUUGCAAGGGCUUCGGGGCUUGCUAGAUCGCCAUUUCCGGCUGCUCCGCGAGGAUAUACUGCACGAUCUCCGGAAUGCCAUCCGCACAAGGGUCGAGUCGAACAAUCGGGUGCGCGAAAUUAGGACGAGAAUUGUAGUCUACGACUACGCCACCGCCGUCGAGACCACGUUUGACAAGCGGGGUGGUCUUGAAUUCGUCGUCAAGUUCGACCAGCCAAAGGCAGCCAAGGAUUUGGAUAAAGCCCAGCGAGCUGCAUGGUGGGUACAGACCAAGAGGCUCACAGAUGGCGCACUCGUCUGCAUCGUCGAUGACAUUGGCAACGUCUUCUUUUGCCAAGUCUCAAGGUCUACCGUCCGGACACCGCACAACCCGACCCAGCAGACCCAGCAGGAAGACGCGACAGACUCUCCCAAGUAUAGCUUGCCGGAUGACAACCGCCACGCGUUCGUUCAUCUGAAGCUUGUGGAUACCGGAGUCGACGAGGUCAAGCGCGCCCUUUUGUGGCUCAAAAACAUGGGUUCAAGACAGCACCGACAAAUGUUUGAGUUCCCGUCGAUACUUCUUCCCGCAUUUUCCCCUCUUUUGAAAGCCCUACAAACGAUGUCUCAAAAGGUCGACCUUCCUUUUCAAACUAUCCUCACUCUUCAAGCGGGGGAUCAACCGCCCGAGAUUCCACCUCCGCUGUACUCCAUGCGUCCAGGCUUUUCUUUCGAUCUCAGUACUCUUGCCAACGACGGGAAAGCGCUGUCGUACACUCCUGGUGAACCUGUUGAUCCAGCCGAGCUCAGCAGACACUCCACGCUGGACCUGACUCAGUCAGGGGCUAUACUAGAUUCCCUCAGUCGAUCUUUCGCUUUGAUCCAAGGGCCUCCGGGCACAGGAAAGAGUUACACGGGUGAAGCUCUCAUCAAGGUGCUGCUCGCCAACAAAUCCAAGGCCAAGCUGGGACCGAUCAUGUGCGUUUGUUACACAAACCACGCCCUGGACCAGCUUCUGGAGCAUCUCGUUGAUGGGGAAGUCCAGAAUAUCGUCAGGAUCGGCUCUCGAUCCAAGUCGGAGAGACUCGAGCCUGUCAACCUCCGUAAGGUCGUAGAGGGGAUGACUCGCACAAGGACCGAAGGCAGAGCUUUGUACGAGUCGAUUGAGGCACUUGAGUCUGAAGCCGACUACGUGGCUAGUAAUCUCACUACCUACAAGUACCUCAACACAAACGAGAAGAUCCGAGCGUUUCUUGCAGCACAGCAUCCUUCUCAACAUGAUGAGCUCUUUGGCCCAGAGCAAAGCAACGAAGAUGCGGAAGAUGGUUGGGAGACGGUCCGUCGCGGAAGGAAGAGGGCCAUGGAAGUCUGGCUGCACGGUGGCUUAGUGAACAAAGUCCCCAGUCGCACCAUGACGCAGCUUUAUCAAACUAGACUAUCAGAGAUGAGCCGUCAAGAGCGCCUUCUUCUGCACCAAGAUUGGGUCCGUCAGGCACUCGACCCCGAGCUGAAAAGGUUGUCUUCGGCGCAUGAGGCAUACGAGAGCAUGCGAGACAGGAACAAUCGCGUCAGAAGUUCAAUCGAUCUUCGUGCUCUGCAGCAGGCAAACAUCAUUGGAGUCACUACCACGGGGCUCGCCACCAAUCUCGAUCUUCUUCGGCGCGUCAACGGCAAAGUCUUGCUGUGUGAAGAAGCAGGUGAGGUACUCGAGGCCCAUUUGCUGACCGCCUUGCUCCCAACCAUUGAACACGCCAUCUUGAUCGGGGAUCAUCUCCAACUGCGACCUCAAAUUCAAGACUGGAGGCUUCAAAGUGCCAAUCCAGCCGGCAAGAAGUAUUCGUUGGAUGUGUCCCUUUUUGAACGUCUUGCAAACACCCCCAAAUUCCCCUUCAGCAUCCUCGACACGCAAAGACGUAUGCAUCCAUCAAUUUCCGAGCUUGUUCGCUCUACCUUGUACCGAUCCUUAUCAGAUUCGGAUGCGGUUCAGGAAUACCCACCCGUCUGCGGAUUGGCCAAGAGGCUCUUCUGGCUUCACCAUGAGAGUCCCGAAUCCGGCCGAAAUUCUGACCAGGAUUCGAUUGAAACCUCAUACUCAAACGAUUUUGAGAUAGACAUGGUGGUGGGCUUAGUCUCUCAUCUUCUGAGACAAGGUGUCUACAAGUCGGGCGAAAUUGCCGUGCUGACGCCCUACUUGGGUCAGUUGAACAAGUUGCGACAGAAGCUCGGGUCUACCAUGCACAUUGUCAUCAACGACCGAGAUAUGGACGAUCUGGCCGGUCUGGAACCACCCGACACGAAUGUUCAAGACUCUCCGAAGAAGGGAGCGGCAAAGUCUUCUGCGCUACAAGGAGUACGUGCUGCAACGGUGGACAACUUCCAAGGCGAGGAGGCCAACGUUGUCAUUAUCUCUCUCGUGCGAAGCAACAAUGAGCGGAGAUGUGGCUUCCUCAGCACAUCCAAUCGCAUCAAUGUGUUGCUGUCCCGAGCCAAGCACGGGAUGUACAUCAUCGGCAACUCCCAGACUUCCAUCCAUGUUCCAAUGUGGGCUAAAGUCAUCAACCUCAUGCAGCAGGAGGGAAACUUUGGGAACGAGCUUGAGCUGCAGUGCCCGCGACACCACGAAAACAAGAUGCCUCGAGGACUGCACAAGGCCAAAAGAGCACUGUAA